This is a messenger RNA of Ciona intestinalis (vase tunicate), 2404 nucleotides long. RefSeq lists its product as uncharacterized. The record is from RefSeq and is a predicted model, not a curated record. Gene Ontology annotation, biological process: protein phosphorylation. NCBI's taxonomy places the organism in Eukaryota, Metazoa, Chordata, Ascidiacea, Phlebobranchia, Cionidae. Gene Ontology annotation, molecular function: ATP binding; protein serine/threonine kinase activity.
GAUUUACUAAUUGACAUUCAUAGAAUUUAUAUGCAUUUUAAACUCCUGUAAAUAAGCACGAAAGUCAAAAAUGCUGGAACCACUGCAAAGAUCAUCAACUGAUAUCUUAAAUAUGUUAAGAGAAGAAACUGAAUCAAUAAGGAGUGAACAGGGUGAAUCUGUUCGAUUUCAUGCAUUAAACAACAUAUGUUAUAAAAUGGAAAGCUUUCGGAGAGAUCUGGAAAACCUUAUCAAUGCUGAAAAGUCUGAAAUUCUUCCUGAAGAAUUUGGCCUUGGCUCUAAAAAGAAUGUUAAAUUGGGUGGAGGAAGCUUUGGGGUAGUUUAUAAAUCAAACUAUAAAGGAACAUCUGUGGCUGUAAAGGUUAUGAAUGAUACCAAGGAUGAAAACAAUAGAGACAAAGAACUUAACUACUUAAAGGUCCUCAGACAUGAUAACAUCAUUGGGUUUCGUGGUUGUGGAAUGUAUCAAUCCAAACGCUUCAUUGUGUUGGAAUAUAUCAAGGAAAACUUGUAUCUGUUUACAAAGAAUUAUUCAUCAGAUGAUGGAGAAGGGUUGUCUGCAUUCAUGGCAUGGGGAAUCAGCAAACAACUUGCCAAUGUAAUGAACUACCUUCAUUCGCGCCCAAUGACUCAUGGAGAUCUCAAACCAGACAAUAUUUUGGUUGAUCGGUCUACCGUAAACCCAAGAAUAAAACUUUGUGAUUUUGGUCUUGCUUGUCGCAAAGAUGAAUACACCGCAGACAAAUCGGAGGGUCAUGUCAGAUACAAAAAGAAAGGUGUUGCAGAAAACUUUGAUGGAUUGCUUGAGCAAGAUGUCUUUUGUUUUGGACUGAUUGUUCUUUUUGUCAGAACUGGUAAAAGGCCUUGGAACAAAGUCAACACUUCUGAUUUAACAAGUCAGAGGAAACAAGAUGGUUUAGAAGUAAAAGUAAAACAAGACAAGAUUAUCAUUGGGGAUGAGGAAGUUUCAAAAAGUGUUGGGGGAGAAUUGGAAGAGAUAAUCUCCGUCAGUUGUAAAAACGGAACAAGCUUUGAAAAAAUCGUUACAAAAUAUUUCUCCAAAGAAAAUCCUUUCAAAAUGAAGGAAAUCAAGGGAGAAUUUUUUUCCUGUGGCUUUCUCACUCAAACAAACAUAUUUGUUGCAGAUUCUGUUGUAGCAGAAGAACAUGAAAAUGAAGUGAAGUUUCCAACAUACCAACCUGUUGACCUGGAAUGUGUUGUAGAUGUAACAUUCGAUCCGAAAGAUAAUGUAAUGAACGACGUAUCCGGGUUAAGAGAUGAAAAACUGGAAAACACGUAUCUGGAAAAUAUACAAAAGUAUAAGAAACAAGCUCAAGCAAAGAUCAUUGACAACAACAAAACAAUUGCUCUGCGGUCAAUCACACCAAGUCGUCCUGGUGAUGAUGAAAAACAGAGAAUGGAUUUGAGAUUUGUUGAAUCAAAUUAUGUUCACCACCGGGCAAUGCGUGACAUUUGGCGCGAUUUUGAUGAGGAAAAGAAAAACAAGAUCGUUUCCAGGAAGAGUGAUGUUCAUCCACAUUAUAGCACGUCUUUUGGUCUGCAUGUUGCAGUGCUCACAUGUGAAGAUGAUGGAACAAGAAAAUUUGUUUUUUCUCAAAGAUCACAGAAAAAAGGGAUGGCAAGUCCAGGUGAUUACACUUGUGGUGCAGUUGAAAGUUGCUCAGUUGUGGAUUAUAUUCAAAAAACAGAGAAAUUUGCAACUGUUUCGCUUAUCAACACAGCAGCUCGUGGACUUUCUGAAGAGUUGGGUCUUCACCUGCAGGGAGAGGAUAUAAAAGCUAUAUGCCUUAACACAAUAUACCUGAAGUUUGAUAACCAUGAAUGGGGAAUGUGUGGAUUUGUUGAUCUUACUGAUAAAAGGAUAUCUCAGAAUAAUCGGUUAAACUUCAAAACACUGAAUGGGGCAUUCACAGCUGGGCCUAAGGAUAAGUUUGAGCAUGCACUGAUCGUUGGUGUGGAUUUUAAGUUGGAGACAAUGGUAGCGUGGCUGCGUAAAGAGCAUCUUAAACUGGCAAGUUCAACCAAAAUUGCGGCGGUAAAGGUCCUGGAGAGCUUCUUUGGAACUUCAGAAGUUAUGAAAAUGUUCGAAAAAUAUAAUAAAUCAGACAAGUGAUAUAAAAUGUGAAGAUAUGUAAUUGUGCUCUUUUGAUUGUUUAACUUACAUGCGUCGCAUAUUAAAACCUACAACUGAACCUAGUACUUGGGGUAAGAUGGAACACCUUUAGCAUGUCAUUUCCAAAUAUCGUGUUUUAAACAAUUAACAAUGGUCUAGUGAAGCCGUGACGAUACGGUUUUAUAAUUUUUUGAAUGUUAUUGUAUAUAAACUGGUAUUAAAUUGUCAGCGCUAAACUUUAUCUGAUUAAAUUCUUCUAGUGUAAACAAA